AUGAUCCCUAAGGAGGAGAAGAAGCCAGAGAUGGCUGCCAUGGGGGACCAAGCUGGACCAGCCCCUUUGCUGGACCUGGGCAAGAAGCUGAGCGUGCCCCAGGACUUAAUGAUGGAGGAGCUAUCCCUACGCAACAACCGAGGAUCCCUCCUCUUCCAGAAGAGACAGCGCCGUGUGCAGAAAUUCACCUUUGAGCUUGCUGCCAGCCAGCGGGAGGUUGCCAUGAGCCCGGAGUUGCAGAACUGCCGCUCAGAGCUCCACAUCUUCCCAGCCGGGGACCCUGAGGACGCCCAGCCUGAAGCUUCCCGGGUACAGCGCAGCCCUAGCCCCAGCGCCCUGGCACCAGGCUAUGCCGAGCCACUCAAGAGCAUCCCGCCAGAGAAGUUCAACCACACAGUCAUCCCCAAGGGCUACCACUGCCCAUGGCAGCAGUUUGUCAGCUACCGGGACUUCCAGAGCGAUGGCCGAAGUCACACUCCCAGCCCUGCGCAGUAUCGAAAUUUCAACAAGACCCCCGUGCCCUUUGGAGGACUCCUGGUGGGAGAGACCACGUCCAGGGCAAGCACCCCCUUCCUCCAAGAGCUCACCAGUGGCUUGGAACUCCUCCGCCUCAGACCCAACUUCAACAGAGUGGCCCAGGGCUGGGUCCGCAACCUCCCAGAGUCUGAGGACCUGUAA
Molecule: messenger RNA, 678 nt
Organism: Pipistrellus nathusii (Nathusius's pipistrelle)
Lineage: Eukaryota; Metazoa; Chordata; Mammalia; Chiroptera; Vespertilionidae
Source: the annotation of a GenBank genome assembly